AUUCUCUUUCGUACGUAUUCAAAGUUUGUUGCUGUCAAAAUCAUUCUAUUUUACUAGUUGAACUUAUGAAACGGUUAAGUGAGUACGUGUCGCGUGCAGCAAAUUGAUUACGUAUUGAAACACGUCAAAUAUAAAACUUUAUUGCUAUUUUAAAUUCAAUUUGUACAAUCUUAGAAUAUAUCAUUACGUUAUCAGUUGUUUACUAAGACUUUCAGUUUUUAAGCGCGGACUAAUGAAAUAUUUAUAAUUUUAAAACUCAGUAGUUUCUUUCAGUGUUCUAAGCAAUAUGACAAAAGCUUUAGUUUACAGUUUGUUUGUGUUGUUGGCAUUACAAUCCACUGAUGCUAAAGAAAACUGCAACAAGGAAGAGGAUCUAUUACAAAGAUGUUCCAUGGCAUUACCAGUCCUUAGCUCGCCGGAGAUAUCGUUUGCUCUCACGAGAGAAGAGCUAGAUAAGAGUUGCAUAGAACUUCGUGCCGGCAUCAAAUGUAUAGAUAACUACACACAACUGUGCAUGGAGAAGAACGAGCAAGUCGUGUUCAGAAGAAUAUAUGCGGGCAUUAUAGAUGUAAUUCAAGAGUUGUGUACACGAGGGCAGUAUCAAGACGAAUAUUUGAGACACGCGGAUUGUGUCAAGAACGUGCGGUCGGAGUACGAAACCUGUAGCAAGAAGUAUGAGGUGACGCUGACUACUCUGAGCAGCCAUCAGAAUGAUCAGUAUCAAACGGACCAGAAUGAAGUAGUCGACAAUCACGAAAAACACUUGAGGACUGUUUGUUGUUCAUUCCAAGAGUAUCUUCUGUGUUCGGAGCAUACGGUACAAAGAUCAUGCGGCGAUGAAGCGGCAACGUUCACGAGCACAUUUCUUAAAAGGAUGGCAUCCAAUAUUAUUAAGAACUUCUGUCUAGAAUAUCGCGGACAGGAAUGCGGGUUGCCUGGUAAGGCGACUCGAAGCCAGCACACUGCGACGUUAAUUGGCUUUGCAAUUUUAAUGCAAAUAAUUUAUAAAACUGGCAACUUAGUUCCGGCGUAAAGUCAAACGACAUAAGUGAUGGAAAAAUGGAAUUUUAAGAUUAGAACUACGAGGUAGAAGUAAGGCUUCCAGUUAUUAGAAUGUCAGGAGUUCGUUGCAAGUUUAAAGUUGCAAUAUCUAGUGAAAUGUAAAUAAUUAAUGCAGUUAAAGUGAUUGUACUAGUUCCUUGUGUAUGUUGAAUCUAUUGUUGUAUUUACUAAGUAAUUACCUAUCUAUUGUUAUAAAAGUCAACCUACGUUAAGUUCCAUGCUUUUAUGAGAUACGUCAUGUAAUUAAAAUGCCGAUAUAUACGUUCGUUAUAAAUGACGUAGAAAUUGUCAUAUUUCAACUUUCCACAUAAACCAUAAAAGUACAUAUUAAUCACUAAAGUACAUUAAAAUGUAUUACCGAUAAUUAUUAUUCUUAGGUAUUAUAAAACUGUAUUUUUUGUACUUAUAAGCAUAGUCUGUGUAAUCGUUAAUCAAACUUAAUCAUUAUAAUACGUCCGAUCAAUAUUUUUUUGGUCCAAUAGUUUUAUUAAGUUUCCUGUUUGUUUAUUUUAGAAUGAAAUAAAAAACAUGCGUGAGUUUCGUGGAAUACUCCAUUGGAACGAAGUUCCUUUCGUAGUAUAUUAUUAUUAAUAAACGUAUUAUAUUAUUGAUUAACAAAUACAAAUAAAUGAAUUACUAGCGUCUAUUAAAAUGAAGCGUCAUUUAAAAUAAUAUUUCUUUCAUGGCAAGAAUAGAAUGGAAUAGAAUAGAGUAAUUUUUUAUUCAAUAUAGAUCACAUGUGUAAUUCUUAUUGAAAGUCAUUUUUUACUUUACCACUGGUUCGAAAAAAAACCUCUGUCCUGGGAAGAACCAGCAAGAAACCCAGCGGAUAGAAGACCCAGCAAGAUAAGAAAAAGUGCGAGGGAGAUGGAUAUUAUUCCAUCUGGCUUCCUUAAAGCCGCCAAGGCCGUCUACUCUACGCAGCUGUGGUCGUGACGGAAAAAUCUUACACUUUUCUCGCCUAGCCCCCAUCCGCCAAAUUCGUACCGUCCGAUAAGGAACUUCGUUCCAAUAUUUGAAGUAUACCAUAACAUGGCGUCGUUGGUAUAUCAUUAUCAUCGUUAUACUGUAAAAAUGUAUUGCUGGUCCUGAGACCUCUCCAGCUGUGGAGAAGAUUUGACAUAAUUAUUUGCUCCUCGAUAUUUUACAUCUGAUCUGGCGCAACCAGAAGUGGUUACAACGCCAUCUAACGGACGUCAUGAGUCAACCCACGGAACCAAAUUGAAAUAUGAAUUAUUUUGCGUCACUAUGCAGUUUACAUUGAUAUUUCAUAUGUAUUUCAUUUAAAGUGGAAUUAUUUUAGAUUAAGUAAAUUACUCUCAUAUUGGCAAACUUAUGUUUUUCAAAUCACAACAAAAAUAUUGUCACCAUAUUAGUACUAUAGUAUUUAUUAUAAUUUUAAGCUAAGCUCAGAACGUUCUGUGAUAAUUUGUAAACUUAUAUUCAAUCUGAUUGAUUAAAAUAUUAGCCAUCACUUCAUUUUUUGUAGUAUAUGAGAUUGUUUGUUAAAUUCAUUUAAGUUAUUAUUGUCAUCUUUAAACAAUUUUCAAAACAAAUUUUUAUUGUUAUGUUUUCAAUUUUAGUUGUAUGCACAUUUAAUUUUAACAACCUAACCUUAAAAAAUUAAAACUUAGUGCUUGACUACAAUACUACCUAGUGGUAAGUGGUGAUGAAGCCCAAUCUGUAACUGUAUUUUAAAGAGACAAUGAUUGCUCACAAUAUUUCUCUUAGUUUGGUAGAUUGUGAUUCUUUUGUUUAUAAUUGCAUUAUGAGUCUUUUUAAGUUCAAUACUGAAAAAGAUUCUUUAAAAUUUGCGCCACCAGGCAUUCUGUAAUCGAACAAUUUUCUUUCACUCGCCGCGCUUGCCAAGCUGGUAAGAUAACGAUAAACGCAUAUUCGAUACUUUCCUAUGGCCUGCGGGUAAUGUUAAUCCAUAUGAUUAGUUUAAAAUUUUGGCUCAACGUUAUUUCAUGAUUUGUUCACAAAUAGUCGGUCGCCAAAGCCUCGUCUGCCAGUUAGCACUAUGCAGCGUAUAGGAAAGCGUCCAUUUUGUUUAUAAUACACCAAAACUCAGUUCUACACAUUGAAACACGUUACGUGGCAAGUCGCUCAGGCGAACCGCCUGUGUAGCUGGCCGAUAGUGCGUAUCAACACUAAGAUGGAAUUUCAUUAAUUCUAUAUUUUUUAUUUUUUCUGACUAUUGUGAUUUACAUCUAAUGAAAUGUAUUUCCUAUUUACUGUUAUCAAUCCAAUAAUUUAAAGUUAAUUUAUCUUCUAAGGUGAGGGAGGUUUUGGAGAAAGUUUGUAUUUUCCCUCUAACAGUGGAUUUAUUUUUUUAAAUUAUUAUAAGCCAAUGCUUGACUAUGCUCCGUAUCUUAUAUCGUAUCUUAGCGUAGUAAAAGCCUAUUCAUCAAUUUGUAUGUUUGCACAAAUAUUGGCUUCUUCGAAUAUGUGUAUAACCGACCGCUUAUAUACAUAUAGCCUGGAUAAUACGGUGUUGUAUUUCCACAAAAUCCAAUUUACUGCUGUUUAUUUUAAAUCUAACCCAACCUAAUCAGUUUUAAUAAAUAAAAUUAAAAUAUGUUAUUUCAUCCCAUUGACAUUAUACCUAUUAUCAUUAUAUAAUCACGUCCACAUAUCAUUGUUACAUACACGUAAUGUAAUAGUUAAAAAUAUUGUUCAAUGUAAAUAGUUUUAAAUGAAAUAUGAAAAAGUAUAAAUAUGGAAACAAUAUUACAAUGAGAAAACAUAUUCAUUAUUUGUAUAAUAUAUUAAUAAAAAUAUUGGUUCUACUUC
Messenger RNA from Parnassius mnemosyne (clouded apollo), 3858 nucleotides. The record is from the annotation of a GenBank genome assembly. Lineage: Eukaryota; Metazoa; Arthropoda; Insecta; Lepidoptera; Papilionidae.